GGGCGGCGACGCGACGGCGGUUUCGUUAGUACGACGCGCGGUCCUGCCACGUCAACGACGAUGCCUUAUCGUCAACUUCCUCAUCAAGUCCACGCGUCUAGUUACGAUCCUCACUCUGGAACCGCCGCAAUGGCGGAGGCUCAGUCGCCGGCGAUGGGACCGAGCUCGAGGACGGUCAGGUUGUUCGGAGUUAACUUGGAGUGUCAGCUCGACCGCGAUGAUGACGUGGCGACGACCACCGUGGUCGAGCCGCCGUGCCGUGACGGCUAUGGCUAUGGCUAUGGCUACGGCGACGGUGACGUGUCGGCCCAAUUGUACUAUUACCCUCACUCCAUGAAUAUAUCUUUCUCCGAAGAUACGAUGAAGCAGACGAGAGAUCGACGAGGAUGAGAUUCGAAGACGUGACAACUUCGGAUUUGACUUCAUAUGGACCCAGAUUUGGUGAUGAUCUUCAGAGCUAGAUAUAUACAUUUACAUAUAUAUAUAUAAAAGAAAGAAAAAAAUGUACGCAGAUCAGUAAUAUCGUACUAUAUCCACUAAUUGGGAAAAAAAUAAAUAUAAAAAAAAAAGAGGGGGCAAAGUUUUCAAAGGCGCAGAACUCUUGGAGUGUCCGAUGGGGACAUUCUCGGAGGUCAAGAGGAGAACGAGAACGGAUCUCGAGAAAAUCCACAUGUCUGAAGCAGAUGAUGAAGAUGGUGGUGGAUUCUCUAUAUAUACAAGUGUAUAUGUGUGUACACACACAUGCAUGCAUGCAUGCAUGAAUGCGCACACCAAGAUGUAUGUAUCACCAUGAAUGUAUCAAUGGUACUCUGUUUUCUUAAUUUAAUCUUCCUCUGGGUUUUAUUUUAA
Tarenaya hassleriana is the source of this 849-nucleotide messenger RNA. Its product is annotated as B3 domain-containing protein At3g11580-like. Bases 61 to 390 code for a protein of 109 amino acids. The transcript has 3 exons. NCBI's taxonomy places the organism in Eukaryota, Viridiplantae, Streptophyta, Magnoliopsida, Brassicales, Cleomaceae. The record is from RefSeq and is a predicted model, not a curated record.